AUGUAUUGGCCAGUUGCGACCCCCCGGAUAUACGCAACCACCAGCCAAGCUUCAUCUCGUCCAAAGGUUGUGCUCUCCCAUGAUGGCACCGAACCGAGCAAUUCCGCUGCUGGAGACAAUGCUUCGCUGCUGAGCCAGGACUCGGCUCUUUACAAGCCAGCAGAAGACAGCUCCAGCGAAGCCACACCUGCCCUCCUGACCCCUACUACACCGGGCCUCUUCUCUCCAAGGACCCCUGGAGUCAAUGCAGUCGACCAUGAAUUUCCUCUUCACGCAAAUGCGCAAAGCUCCCAAGAAAAUCUCGAGAGGCCUACUCUGCCUUCUGGAGAGCCCAUAAUAUCCUUGAAGGUCUCGCGGAAUGGACACAUGUUCGCGACAGUUACCGCGUCCUCCAUGACGGUAUGGCAAACAAAGCCAACCGUUGCUCUCGCUGUGGUCGUACGCUCCAAAGCAUCGCUAAGGUCCUAUGGAACCAAUGUGGCUCUUCUACUACGGCCCGACUCCGCCAUAUUCGUUGUCCAGACCAGUUCGGGCUACCUCAUCACUUAUUCUUUGGCUACCGACGCCGAGUCGCGUGUAUACAAGCCCCGUUUCUCGGACCAUAUGAACAUUCAAAGGCGGCGGCAAAGUCACUUUGGAGGUCCUGGAAAUUCCUCCCCAGAUCAGAUCUUCCUUGGCCCGGGCGAAGGCUCUGGCGUUCGAGAUAUCAGUGUUCGUUUUCGGAGGGUGAUCAAAGUUGACGCAGGUAUCGAACAUGUCGUUGCGCUGGACGAUGAGCUGGUAGUUGCCACCAGAAAACCGGCAGCUGUUCAGUGUAUCCGCUGGACACCGGACAGCAGUGGUAGUCAAACAAGCACCGAACUGGUCAACCGCAUGGGCUGGUUAGAAAAGAAGGUCAUCAUCACAGAAAUGACCCACGACCGGCCGAUGAACCUCUCAACAUGGAUAACCAAUGAUGGAAAGGCCUAUGCGAUACAACGAACUUCUGCGACCCAGGGUCCUUCCCAGGAUGACGAGACGGGCCCCAAACGACUUUUCAAAGGGCACUGCUUCCACACGCCGCAGGAUGAGCAUUCUCACGCUAUUAAAGCAGUUAUCAAUGCGCGAUUCUCGCUGAUUGCUGUUGGCUGUGCGGAUGGAAGUGUACACGUCUAUUCCGUGCGAGAUUAUGCUGGCAAUAUUCCUGCCUCCCAUAUUCAUAAGAUUCCCGUUUCCAGGCAGACUUCUGGCUCCAUAACCACCAUCACGUAUUCUCCUGAUGGCUAUUGUCUUUUUGCCGGCUACGAAAAUGGGUGGGCUACUUGGAGCGUGUUUGGUAAAUCAUUGAGCACAAGUUUUGCAGCUAUUCCCGCCAUCACCGAGACAAACAAGGAGGAUUGGCUAUCCGGUGUUGCUGAGGCUUCGUGGAUUGGAGGGGCCUGUGAGUUGCUCCUCAUUGGACACCAGAGUGAAUCUCUGUGGCUGCUGGAGAUGGCCCGCAGUGCCGUGACUGGGUGUUACAGCCCUCCAAACUUGUUUCGAACCGUUCUUCAGACUUCGUCCAGUGUCAUGGUGUAUCGUGGAUAUGAUCUCCCAGACCUGACCAGUAUCUCCGCAGAACCAUUCUUGUGGCAUACUGCGAGAAUUCCGUCAAACUAUCUCCUCAACCAAUGGCCCAUCAGGUGCACUGUGAUAUCUUCUGAUGGUAGAUAUGUAGCAGUGGCUGGGAGACGUGGGCUUGCGCACUACAGCAUCAACAGUGGCCGCUGGAAAACGUUCGCAAAUGACGAUGCCGAGAACGAAUUCUCAGUGCGAGGCGGUAUGUGCUGGUAUCAACAUAUCCUGGUCGCUGCCGUCGAAGCCAAUAGGUCAUAUGAGCUCAGAUUAUAUUCGAGGGAAUCAGCACUCGACACCGGUACUGCGAUAUUCACGCAGCAGCUCCCCGCUCCAAUAGUAUUGAUUACACCUUCUGGGGAUGAUUCGCUUCUCGUCUACACAUACGAGAAUCUCCUAUACCACUUCGUCUUUGCACCCGUGGGCAAUACUAUACGCCCCAUUCAGGUUGGCCAGAUCGCAUUUCAUGGUAUAGUGAGAUCACCAGCAAGAGUCAGAGGGUUGAGCUGGAUCUUGCCAGAGAACCAGCUGUUGGAUGGUGACCCCUCCCAGGAUGUCGCUGUAGCAUCUGUUUUGUUUCUGGUCGAUGGAAAACUUGUUCUACUCCAGCCCUCUCGGAACAGCGACGGUCACCUGAAAUACGACAUGCGGGUCAUUUCCCAGAAUGUUGAGUUCUAUAUCAGCAUGAGAGACCAGUCAUCUGUGUAUAUGCUGAACUCAUCUAGCGGCCACGGCUCUCCAGAGACAGAAGACACAUCAAUGAGAAACUCGUUGUGGUUGUUUGAAGGCCACGACCUUAAAGCAUGGCCAGAUAUUCAGGAUGUCCUGCACGCAGCGACGGAUUCGACAAAGGAGUUGCCCCCGACCGUGGUCACGCCUCUCGAUUUCUAUCCCCUUUCUAUAUUGCUGAGCAAGGCCAUUGUGUUGGGUGUUGAGCCAGAUCUCGUUCAGCGGAGAGAUAUUAACUUCUCCUUCUUCCGCUUUUCCAUCAGGACGCACCUCUUCUUCCCAGAAGUUCUACGAUUUUAUUUGACCGUGAACAAUUCGCUCGCGGCGCUCAAAUUGGCGCAGAGCUAUCAGGACCUGGAAUAUUUUGCUCACGGCCUCGAGAUUCUGUUGCACCAUGUCCUCGAUGAAGAGGUUGACUCGGCGCCCACACCUGAAGCAGCACUUCUUCCCCGAGUGCUGUCACUGUUGUCAUCCUUCAAACAGUAUUUGGAUAUCGUGGUUCAGUGUACACGAAAGACGGAAGUCAGGUCAUGGCGGACGCUCUUUGCAUAUCUCCCUCCACCGGGAGAGCUCUUUGAAGAAUCGCUGCAACGAGGCUCGUUGAAGACAGCUGGUGGGUAUCUGCUCAUAUUGCACACGUUUGAAGAACUAGCCACAGCAUCAGAACAGUCUGUGCGUUUGUUCUCUCGUGCCAUUCACGAGGAAGACUGGGACUUGUGCAAAGAGCUGGCACGAUUCUUGGCUGCUAUGGAUGAGAGCGGUGAGACCUUGCGAGAGGCAAUGCAGUUGGUUAACCUUCGGGUGGAGCAGGGAAAAGACGAGCUGCCAGGGCUGAUGGCGAGACUAGAAGUACCAUCACGACGAAUGAAUGGGGGACGUAACUCUGACAGUGGAUCAGAAACACAGUCCUUGAGCGAUGGAAGCAGUUUUGGAACCGCGAGUCCUGCAUAG
Messenger RNA from Pestalotiopsis fici W106-1, 3273 nucleotides. RefSeq lists its product as uncharacterized. The record is from RefSeq and is a predicted model, not a curated record. Gene Ontology annotation, biological process: intracellular protein transport; retrograde transport, endosome to Golgi. Gene Ontology annotation, molecular function: protein binding. The transcript has 3 exons. Lineage: Eukaryota; Fungi; Ascomycota; Sordariomycetes; Amphisphaeriales; Sporocadaceae. Bases 1 to 3273 code for a protein of 1090 amino acids. Gene Ontology annotation, cellular component: Golgi membrane; cytosol; Ric1-Rgp1 guanyl-nucleotide exchange factor complex.